Messenger RNA from Notolabrus celidotus (New Zealand spotty), 6222 nucleotides. It is a transcript of the gene zbtb46, whose product is annotated as zinc finger and BTB domain containing 46. Lineage: Eukaryota; Metazoa; Chordata; Actinopteri; Labriformes; Labridae. The record is from RefSeq and is a predicted model, not a curated record. Gene Ontology annotation, molecular function: RNA polymerase II cis-regulatory region sequence-specific DNA binding; protein binding; DNA-binding transcription factor activity, RNA polymerase II-specific. Gene Ontology annotation, biological process: regulation of transcription by RNA polymerase II. The transcript has 6 exons. Bases 359 to 2395 code for a protein of 678 amino acids.
GAGAUAGAGAGAGACGGAGAGAGAGAUACACAUAGACAUGCACAGUGGAAGAGGAGGAGGAGGAGGAGGGGGAGGCUCCUGAUACCAAGACACGGAAAAGCAGGGGAGGGAAAAAGAGAAGAAAAAAAGGGGCUGGUGGAGGAAGAAGAGGAGCGGGGAGUGGGAGAAAACAGGGGAAAACACUUCAAGAAAGCAUAGAGGAGAGGAAGGACAGUACCUGGUGCUUUGGACACCUCCUCCUUUCUUCUCUCGGGCUGUCACAAGCAGAUUGGACUCCAAAGGACCGACACCGCGUCCACCCCAGACCCAUGGGGUAACAGCAGACGUUUGGAGGAGAGGCUUUUGCUCAGCUACACAGAUGAACAACAGGAAGGAGGACAUGGAGAUCUCCUCUCACUACCGUCAGCUCCUCCGAGAGCUCAAUGAACAGAGGCAGCAUGGCAUCCUCUGUGACGCCUGUGUCAUUGUGGAUGGAAAGAUCUUCAAAGCCCAUAAGAAUGUCCUCCUGGGCUCCUCGCGCUACUUCAAGACUCUCUACUGCCAGGUUAAAAAAGGGUCAGAGCCUCACCACCAGACUACAGUCACUCACCUGGACAUAGUCACAGCAACAGGCUUCAAAGCAAUCCUGGACUUCAUGUACUCAGCGCACCUCGCCCUCACCAGUAAGAACGUGAUCGAGGUGAUGUCCGCCGCCAGCUACUUGCAGAUGACCGACAUUGUCCAGGCGUGCCACAGCUUCAUUAAGGCCGCGCUGGACAUCAGCAUCCGCUCCGAGAUGGCUGACGAACUGGCCGACUUUGAGAUGGGAGCUGUCGCCGCAGCUGGUAUAGGUGGAGGUGGCGGAGGCGGUGGAGGAGUUGGUCUAGCAGGAGCAGGGGGUGUGGUGGGAGCAGGUUUAGGUGGAGUUGGAGGAGGAGGAGGAGGGAUAGUGGGAAUGGCGUCCGAAGCCCUGGCCUCCAUCAUGUCUGGUCGGAGCACCUCUCCUUGGCUGGCUCGCCGCACCAGCCCCGCCAACUCUUCUGGGGACUCAGCCAUCGCCAGCUGCCACGAGGGAGGCAGCACGUACGGCAAGGAGGACCAAGAGCCCCCCAAGAGCCACGAGAGCCAGGAGGAAGCCUGCCACGACUCCCAGCCCGCCUGGCCGCACGACUACAGGCCUGUCACCGUCAAAGAGGAACAGGUGUCCCCCGCCUCCUCCUCCCAUCCCAGGGACACUCCCAGGGGGGCGGCACAGAGUCAGGGGGAGCAAGGUGCUGGAGGGGCUACAGGAGGAGGUGGAGAUGGAUCCUGGCAACCUCUGUCAGGAUCGGGGCGGAGGAAGAAUCGGAAGAACAAGGACACAGUCAGACAUAUUACCCAGCAGGCUGAGAGGAACUGGGACAGAGAGCGGGACAGGGAGAGAGAACGGGACAGUAGGCCUGGAUCUCCUCUGCCCUCCAUGUUGGCUGUGGCUGGAUGGAACUACAAUGGCCAGGAAAUCCCAGGUGCAGACGUGACUGAACCCAACAGCUCAGACAGCCGCGGCGAACGCCUCGACUUCUUCCUCAAACAGGAGGAGGCUCUGACCACAGAGCCGAGCUACCUGGGCCCUAAUGAAUCUGAUGAGGCCGGGGGAGGAGUCGGGGUAGGGACCAUCUCAUCUGUGGCCAAUCUGAAGGCGGCGCUGAUGAGUAAGAACAGCCUGCUGUCUCUGCGGGCUGAGGUGAUGGGAGAUGAUAACCCCUUACUGUUUGAGUACCUGCCCAAAGGAGCACACUCCCUGUCUUUGAAUGACUUCACGGUGAUCCGGAAAAAGUUCAAGUGCCCCUACUGCAGUUUCUCUGCUAUGCACCAGUGCAUCCUAAAGAGGCACAUGCGCUCCCACACCGGCGAGAGGCCCUACCCCUGUGAAAUCUGUGGCAAGAAGUUCACCAGAAGGGAGCACAUGAAGAGGCACACACUGGUCCACAGCAAAGACAAGAAGUACGUGUGCAAAGUGUGCAGCCGUGUCUUCAUGUCAGCAGCCAGUGUGGGAAUCAAACACGGCUCACGGCGUCACGGCGUCUGUGCCGACUGCUCUGGCCGGGGCAUGGCUGCCCUGCUGGACCACAAUGGGGAGACAGGAGGCGACAUCUCCCCAGAGGAGGAGCUGUAUCCCGGCGACCGUUUCCACGAUGACCAGGCAGAAUGCGACGGUGAUGGCGAGGGGGAGGAGGAGAUGAUGGUGGAGGGGGACGGGGAGAUGAUGGGCGAGGGAGAAGAGGAGGGAGGAGGAGGAGAAGGGAAGUGGAAGGACUCAGGGAUGGGGGCUGAGGCACACAGAGCACUGGACAAUGAGAAGGAGGAGAGCGACUCCUCGGCACAGGAAGGGGAGCAGCAGAACGGGAGCGAGAGGGACUUCGCCUGGAUCUCCUAGAAUCUUCCGGGUUCCUGUUAGCGGCUCCUUCGACCAAUCUCUGAAGAUCUGUCAUGAUCUUUUGGGCAGAACCCCUCUGCUCUCUUUACCCAUUCGUCCCAGCGUGGGCAGGCCUUCCUUUGAACGGAAACGCUGUAGGGUGAUGCGCGACAAUGAUCUCAUACACACGCAAAAUACACACGCACACAGACACACACACUUAGGCCAUUCUCAACACUGCCUGCCAUAGUUGAAGAAGAAGAAACGGUGAAGAGAUGGCUUGAGUGCAAGGCUUUUUCCGCUUACCUCCUUUACUUCUGAUGCAGUGUUUUGUGUUUUUUUUUCUCGAGGGUUCAGGCCAGAGUCCAGUAGUUUUCUACUCUGUCACAACAGGAAUCAACGAGGACGCUGCCAAGGACGUUAAGACUGCAACUUUGUAUGUUUGCCAUCACAAUCACCAUGGAAACCAAGGAUCACUGACGGUGUAGGGAAAUAGCCAGAAAGGGAAGGGAAGGCUUGGGGGAAAAAAAAAAGUCUCUCUGUGAGUAAAGGGGGAGUCUAAAAUCUAUUGCAAUGCUUCGUGUGUCAGAGGAGCAGGCAGCCCGACGGCACAUUGUUGAUGCAGAGUCCUACUGCCACAGACUUGCACUUUAACGACAACUGACUCGUAUCAAAGCCCUGAACCCAUGGUUUACAUUUUUGAUCUGAUCUUUGCUUACCUAAAACAACUCGGUGACCGCACCUACCUUUAAGGAUAUACUUUAUGUCCUCUUGACUGUUAUCACGAUAUAGAAAUCACUGAAUCUUUGUGCAGAUUGCUGUUUAUAGAGCCUAUGCCUUUCAGUGGGGUCCUUAAUCUUUUCUUCACUUAAGUUUACCACACGGUUUCUAUAAAUCCAUUCCAACUAUAUUGAACUAAUGUACAUACAGUUUUGGGGGAUUUGUUGGGAGAGGUGUGUGUGAGACAGAGAGAGAUUGAAAGAGAUGUUUGACGGUGUACAGACAACUUUUAAAUCUCUUUGUUUGUACACAAAGUGGACUUAAAUUUUUGCGUCCAUGUUUGGGAAAAAUCAACACAAGCACACAUUUAAUCCACAUGACCUACACUUUAACUCUCUCCGUCUCUCUCUGCGUCUCUGGUGCAGUUUCUUGUGAUGAUCGGACCUAAGGAGGAUCAGCCUUUUAUUUUUUGAAAAUAUCUGUUUUCUUUUUUUUUUUUUUCUCCUGUUUCUUUUCUUCUCGGUCAGUCAUGUAACUUUGUCAAGUCCAGAAUAUGCAGACUCUUUCUACGGUUUAUCUUUCUUUUGGUGGCGUAUUUUCUCUCUGGCUUUGUAAGGUUAAAAGAAGAGGAUCAAAAUUGUGCUUGAACUUUGUAGAGUGUAAUAUUAAUUUUGUUUUGUUUUAACAGCUAUUUAUUAUAUAAAAAAGUUUGUGGAUGCCUUUUUGUAGGGUAAUUCCCUCUUUCUUUCUAUUCGUGUGUGUGUGUGUGUGUGUGUGUGUGUCUGCGUGUGUGUACGUGUGUGUGUACGUGUGUAUGUGUGUGUAUGGACAGGUUGAAUGUUUGUAUGUCUGAGCGUCCAUUCUCCCAAAAAAAAAUUAUAUAUUGAUUUCUUCAGAUUAUUUCCUUGUUUUUGGCGAUGUUAUUGACAAUUCAAGUGAGGCAGAUGACAUGUCUUAUUAUUAUUAUGAGUAUCAGAACUAUGGUUACUGUUGUUGAUGUUCCUAUUAUUAUUAAUUAUUAUUAAGUGCUGGAUGCUAAGCUUUAUUGUGUGUUCUUUUUUGAUAUUUUAUAUCUUGUAUAAGAAAAAAAAGCUUUUAUACUUUGCCUUGUUGUGGACAGCAAGCCAUGGGGCUUUUAUCAACCUUUUAUUGUGCCAGUUUACGCUUUCUCUGUCGUAUUUUUUUUUCUUCGAAGGGGAACUUCACUGUCAAACCUCUCUGUUAAAUAUUGAUUGAAACAUAUAUUCCUUCCGCACAUGCUUUUUUUUUUUUUUUUUGCAUCACUAUGGAACCAAAAACAAUCUAGUACCUUGUAUACAUGAAGUGCUUUUGUUUCACAGUCUGUGUGCAGGUGGUUUUUGGAUUUAUUGCCGUGGUUAACCAGUUUUGUUGUUGGGUAGUUUUACUUUUUUGAACCUGUCACUAUUUGUCACAGUUAUUAAAAAAAAGUGCACAUGUUAUAGUGUUGUGAAUAUGAAGGGCUGUAUGAAAGGACCGGCUACAUAUAGAAGACAGCUUCUUCCAUUUUUUUCUCGUUUUGAACUGUGUCACGCCUCGCAUGAAACACAAUCAAGCAGAAAUGCAGCACGCAGAUUAAACUUCAGCUCUUAGGAUUUGAGUCUACAUGCUGUGUUUCUAGCUGCCGGUGCUUUACUGGCUAGACCCUCGAUCAUUUCCACUGUGGGAAAGUGAGCACUGCAGCAGUUAACUCUGGGAAACAUUUCGUUGCAAGUGCUGGUUGCACUCAUCAGCUGCCAUGGACUGCAAUUCCCAUCAUCCCCUAAUGAGAAACUCUCAGUACAAUCUGGUUCUUUCAUUUCUGGCAAAUGUCUUUAUUUUAUUUGUAUUAUUUAUUCUGUUUUUGUUGACCCAUUAAUCAAAUAGUUGUAAUUUUUAGGGUAAAAAAAAAAGAAGAAAGACAAUGGGGUAGGUUUUUUUAAUGAAUGUCAAAGGUGGGUGUGGAAGGAGCCCAGGAUCGGUGACAAAUCUCUGUCCUGUGGUGCUGUUUGAAACCACUGAGAGACAUGUGAAUGAAUGUGUGACUCCCCGGCCCUGCGCUCUUCUCACGACCUGUACUGUAUGUCUUUUUCCUCAUAACCGGGUUGUAACUUCAGGAAAUAAAACGUCCGCCAUCAACCCCUCAAUAUGUGCCUCAAUGACAUUUCACCUUGUGUGCUUGUGAGUGUGUAAGUAUGUGUCGGCGGAUAGAGAUUUUACUUUCAAAAGAAAAAAAGAAAGAUCAGAUUAGAGGUGCAAAAAGUUUUUUUUGAGGAUAAAACUUCAAAAAGAGACACACCAUGACGGCGUCUCAAUUCUCCUUCCCACCGUGUGUUCGAUGACCUUUUGUGCCCUGAUUCUGUGGUCUUAACUGCAUGCCUGUGCUCAUUUUGUCAUACCAAAGCGACGUCUUCGGCAUCUGCACACAACUGUCUCAUUCCACACGAUGCAAAACUGAAACUGUUUUCUCUCUUGCAGAUGAAUAUGGGUAUUCUUAGACGUGUACAAAUUGCAAUCCUCAUUUAGCCUGUAUAGCUUGAUUCACACGUGCAAAUCAUGAAGCCAUAGAUAUGGGUAUGUCUAUAUUAUACUAUAUUUCAAAAUUGGCGCUUUUUACUUUAGAUUUUGUUCUUCUACUAAGAGUGAUGUGUGUAUACCUUCAUAUAUAUGAAUUUAUAUGACUAUUAUAUAUUAUUUAUUUCUCUCAAGUUUCGGAGGGGCUUUGAUUUGUAAAAGGUCGCACUUGAAGCUUGAGCUUUGUUUAUUUUCAUUGGGAAUAUUGUUCAAUAUGAUACUGACUUUAUAUUGAUGAUUAUCAUAAACCUGUGUUUGUAACAAAAAUGUGUUAAAUAAUCAAAAAAAAAAAGCUGUCCUGUUUUUACACCUGUUUCGUUUUGGGCAGAUUUAAGUGCUCUUGUGCAGAUUAUUAUUAUUUUUUUUGGUUGAUAGUAAUGAUCACAAAACCAUUUUUACAGCCAACCAUGAGCCUCCUGUUUUUGAUGUUGGGGCGGGCCCGGCGGCCAUGCAAGCCUCUUUCUAACUUCAUGUUUAGUGGAAGAAUUAGCUUGACUUUUAUUUGCAUAAACCAAUCAGUCUCAAUAAAUUUUGAAAUUGCUGCUGUAAAGAAGUGA